Messenger RNA from Daphnia pulicaria, 2651 nucleotides. RefSeq lists its product as uncharacterized. The record is from RefSeq and is a predicted model, not a curated record. The coding region runs from base 121 to 2556 and encodes 811 amino acids. The transcript is spliced from 12 exons. Lineage: Eukaryota; Metazoa; Arthropoda; Branchiopoda; Diplostraca; Daphniidae. Gene Ontology annotation, molecular function: DNA binding.
UUUGGAUUUAGGCUCAUUGGAAGGACUUGUGGUCUGGUGCUGCACGUGUUUUGAAUCGUCUUAUUAGAUGAGAAGUUUGGUAUUUCAUGUAAAAUUUAGGACAUUACCACUCAGUGAAAGAUGUCCGAUACUUCUCCCUCCUUAGUUAGAACAACGGCUAGAAUUAGUAUUAGACCGAUUAGACCAUCUAAAAAUCGUAAAAAUGAUGCAACAAGUAACAAAAACAAAAAGUUUUGCACAAGUAAUAUUUCAUCUCCUCUUUUGAAGGAACCAUUUAAAAAAGGUUGGAAAAGAGAAGUUGUCUAUAGAGCUAUUGUUGACGAGCAAUGGAGAAACAAAUGUGACAUUUAUUAUUUCUCUCCAGAUGGGAAAAAAUUCAGGUCAAUGCCAGAAAUAUACAGUUACUUGAACCAAAGCAAUAGCUGUUUUUCAAUUAAAAACUUCAGCUUUUUUAGAGAACCUAUUGGUAUGGAUGAUGACAACCAAGAGAUUUGCCGUUAUGCAGGGACUAAAUCAAUCUGGCAUGGUAAGCAAUCACAGAAUGGCUUAAAGAAAAAAGAAAUUGUUUGUGUCAAGAAAAACAUUCCAAAGCAUAGUCCUAGGGAAGAGGAAGACAUUGUAGAAAUAAGGACAACUAAUAAUACCUUGACCAAAAAAAGGAAGAGGUCAUGUGAUGAUGAAAAAGGUCCUUCCAGCCCAGUUUGUGUUGAAAAUCAAAGCAAAAGAAGGGUUUCGACCAGGAAGAAACCACAGGGAAAAAUGCAACCACAUCCAAUAUCAGCCUUAAAAGCAACGUCGAUGAAACAACCUCCAACGCUCCCUGCGACAAGUUCUGACAGUAUGCAAUUAAUACUGACAAGAUUUGAUGAUAAAUCAUCACCCGCUUGCUCCGUCCAUGAUUGCUCAGAUGAAGACCAAGAGAAAGUUGAAUCGCUGCAGGUACAACAAAACAAAACAUCGCUGGGAAAGAAGAAACAGAAUCCAAUACCAGUUCUUAGAGCCACAACGACGGAAGCACCUCCAACACUUCAUGCUACAAGUAGUGACAAUAUGCCUUUACUGAGAAGAAUUGAUGAGGAAUCAUCGCCAGCUUGCUCCGUCCAUGAUUCCUCUGAUGAAGACCAAGAGAAGGUUGAAUCGCCACAGGGAAAGAAGCAGCAAGAUCCAACUUUCCCUGCCGCAAGUUGCGACAAAAUUCCUUUACUGAAAAGAUUUGAUGAAUUAUCGCCAGCUUGUUCCGUCUAUGAUUCUUCAGAGGAAGACCAAGUAAAUGUCGAAUCGCUUCGUGGACGCCAAACCAGGACGAGAGGAAAAAAGCAACAUGAUCCAAAUCCAGUCGUUAAAGCAACAUCCGUGAAACAACCUCCAACCCUCUGUGCCACAAGUAGUGACAGUAUGCCUUUACUCAGAAGAUUUUGUGAUUUAUCGUCGCAAAGCUCCGUCCAUGAUUCUUCAGAUGAAGACCAAAAGCAAGUCAAAUCUCUACCCAGACACCACACCAAGUCACGAGGGAAAAAGAGACAAGAUCGAGCCUCAAAAGCAACUUCUUUGAAUAUGCCUUUACUGACAAGACUUGAUGAAGAAUCCUCCCCAGCUUGCUCCGUCCAGGAUUGCGAAGACCAAACUGUGUCAUCAGAUGAAGACCAAGAAAAAGUCGAAUCGCCAGUUCAGGAACCAGCUCCUGUAAUCUCGGGGUUACCCGAGGCAGCGAUGCCAUUUCCUGAAACUCUGCCUCUGAACUCACCUCUUAUUGCGCUCCUUCCUGUUGGCACUACUCUGGUCCUUACCGAUCCUUCGACUUUAAGGAUUAUUCCUCCACCUACUGCCUUGACGUCAACGAAAGAAACUGAAGUCCCUCAUCCGAAACCUAUUCUUUCGCAACCAUCAAGUGACAAAAAUUCUGUAGCUGACUCGUCUAAAACUUCAUUUCGGAAACCGAAUGCAACCAAGAAAAUUCAAUGGGCUACUUUGCCAUCAUCUCCGCCUGUGAACAAGCGCAAACUUAGAAGUAAGAAAAAACCAGCCACAGUUUCAGUUCCGAAGAGUUCUCCUUCGGUGGAUGAAUUUGCAAUUCCGCAAAGUCCAUCUCUUUACAUAAACCUACAUCAAUCACUACAUGAAUUUGGAGAGGUAGGAAACCAGAAACCGUCCUACUGGAAAAGUAUAGGCGAAGCUUUAAUCGAAGAGGGAUUAAAGAAGGCUUUCCACUCUAGUGCAAAAAUAGGAGAUAAUUCAAUAUCGGCGACACCGAUAUCCCAAAUGGUUACAGGCGCUAUAAAGGCUGCAACACCGCAAGUUUUGACUUGUAAAGAUUUUUUCGCACUCCGCAGGCAAAAACGGAAAGAGCAACAAAAGCCUCAAAUUACCGACUUAGAUAUUACAAGUAUUUCGGCUGUGGAAAAAUCGAACCAAUACAGUACUGGAAGAUGGGAAGAUAAAACUCAAAUAAAAAAAUGUAAAUCUUUUGCUGAUGCCUUAUUUCAUGGCAGUUUGAUCAAAUGGAUUGAUGUUUUCACCUCCGCAUUAAGAGGCCUGAGUGUCCUUGAUUCAUUCUAAGUUUCCUGUUUUCCCCACCGCUUAAGUUUAUUUGUCUUAAACCGGAUGUUGAUUGAAUUUGGUCAAAUAAAAGGGCAUGUUGUGUGUAAUUAAAA